Molecule: messenger RNA, 3587 nt
Organism: Anthonomus grandis grandis
Lineage: Eukaryota; Metazoa; Arthropoda; Insecta; Coleoptera; Curculionidae
Gene: Ack
Product: activated Cdc42 kinase Ack
Exons: 12
Coding region: 327-3470 (1047 amino acids)
Biological process (GO): protein phosphorylation
Molecular function (GO): protein tyrosine kinase activity; ATP binding; protein binding
Source: RefSeq, a predicted model, not a curated record
CAGUAAAACGUCAUUUUGACAAGUGGUUCAGAUCAAAAAAAAAUGUUUUCUUCAUUUUCCUGUUACUUACUUAUAAGUUUAAAUCAUUUCCACUGAAACUAGUUACUUCUAUAACGACCCUAAUGAAUCUCAUAACUUAAAAAGCAAAAAACCCCGGUUUAAAUUAAAUAUACCGCUUUAAAAAGACGUUCGGACUUGAGCACAUAAUACCUCACUUCCUGUUUAAAAUCCACAGUGGGUGUGUUUAUUCAAUAAGCCCUAAUGCGUUUGUUAACGUUAUAAUAACCGCCCCCCUAGACUCUCUCUGGUCUAAAUUGGGUUUUACCAUGGCCGAAGAUGGUAUCGAUUUGGUUAGAGAAGUUUUAGUUGAUGUCCAACUGAGCCAGUUUUUUGUCCCCGUAAGGGACGACUUGCAGUUGACUAAACUGGAACAUUUUGAACAUGCACGACCAGAGGAUUUGGAGAAAAUCGGAAUUAGUAAACCAGGGGCCAGAAGGUUACUGGAGGCAGUAAAGAAGAAAAGGGCCCAAAUUAAAAAGAGGAAUUUAAUAAACAAAUUGAUACCAGUGGGAAAUAGAAAUAAUACAGUGACGAAAAAGAGUGAGGAGGAUGCAAGUUUGGUGGAUUUCACCUCCUGUUUGAUUCAAGAGAGUAAUAUUUGUCUGAGUGUUAAAUUGGGCGACGGAAGCUUCGGUGUGGUCAGAAGAGGAGAAUGGACGAAUCCCGCGGGAAAAUCGGUCCCGGUGGCGGUAAAAGUGCUAAAAGCGGACGCCCUCAAUCAACCGGGGGUGUUCGAGGAUUUUAUAAAAGAGGUGCAGGCCAUGCACUGUCUGAGUCAUCCGAACCUAAUAAGGCUUUAUGGGGUGGUUUUGUCCCAGCCCAUGAUGAUGGUCACGGAACUAGCCCCGUUGGGUUCCUUACUGGACUUUUUGAGGAAACAGUGUCAGCACACUCCCGUGCCCAUGUUGUGCGAGUAUGCCACCCAGGUGGCCACCGGCAUGGCUUACUUGGAACAGAAGAGGUUUUUGCAUAGGGAUCUUGCAUGUCGGAAUGUCCUUUUGGCUUCAGUCGAUAAGCUAAAAAUCGGGGAUUUCGGCUUGAUGCGAGCCCUACCGCAAGAAGACGACUGCUACGUAAUGACCGAACACAAGAAGGUCCCUUUCCCAUGGUGUGCCCCGGAAUCCCUACGCUCCCGUCAAUUCUCCCACGCGUCGGACGCCUGGAUGUUCGGCGUCACCGUAUGGGAAAUGUUCACUUUCGGCGAGGACCCCUGGAUGGGUCUGAUCGGUUCCGAAAUACUGCGGAAGAUUGACAGGGAGGGUGAACGGUUGGCGCGACCCGAGGCCUGUCCGCCGCCCAUUUACGCCACCCUGUUACGGUGUUGGGCGCGGAACCCACAGGAACGACCCUCGUUUGCCGCCCUCAAGGAGUUUCUCCGGAAAAACGCCGCCCCCGUGAUGAAGUCCCUCGGGGAGCAGGACGAACCGGGCAGGUUGGGGGUGCGGGAGGGCGACGAGAUCGCCAUUAUAGAGGGCAGCGCCGAGUUGUACUGGUGGAGGGGCCAGAACCAGAGGACUUUUGAUAUCGGAGCGUUUCCCAGAUGCCUAGUGGACCCGUUGCGCCCCAAACAGCCCGAGGACAUCAGCAAACCGCUGGACCACUCGUUCAUUCACACGGGCCACGGGUCGGCUUUCGGGGAGAGUUGGGGCAGCCCCGCUCAGAUCGACGACAUGUACCUUAAAAACCCGAUGGAGCCCCCCGACUUGAUGGGGGGCGGAGUCGUGCAUCGAAGCGCGACCUCGAAGCCGCGUUCGAACGUCGUGCGGAGUCUUAAUGUGGGGCCCUUGAAGCAGGCGCAGGUGGAGAGACAGUUCAACUAUAAGAAGUUGAGGGAGGAGGAGGUGAAGGGCGGGAGGCCCCAGAGGCCGCCCCAGCCCCCCGUGUUGGUCGACGUGACGCCCCCCGAGGGGCGGGAUUUCGUGUUGAGGCGGCAGCAGGACGCCGCCCCCGUUAGUUUAUUGGACGAGCCGAUUGACGUGCCCCAGGAGGGCGGUUUUAACGAUCCAGUGUUGCCAAGUGCCUCGCCGCCCCCGCCUUACAACAACCCGCCCGCCUACUACAACACCGCCUCCCUGGCCAAUCCCUCGGAGGAUCCUUUUGACACUUCCAAGGUGUUGGCGGAAGUGAGCCGCCCCUUUUACUCACCCCCCGUGCCGCCCCCUAUGAUGAACCAAAGCGACGACCUCGAGCGCGAAAUUAUGCGGAAAAUUCAAACGUACGGCGGGGCCAAGGGCGCGUUUAAUGUGCAGGGGGACAUUUCGAAUCGCGGUUUGAACUACAAUUUGGGGUCGAAAAAGGCGGCAACGUCGCCCCCGAAAAAGGACGCGGCCGCCGUUAUUAGUGCGGAAACUUUGGCAGCGGUGGCGAACGAUUUGGCAACGUUGUCCGUAGGAGGGUCGCCCAGGAAACAGUUGCCGACUGAUGAUCCGGUGAGGAGGGGUGAAGAGUACGCGAGGGUGUGCAAAAGGGGUGGAGAGGCGGAGUCUCACCAAAGAGAGUUUGCCGACUUGGAUGUGUUGUCGGAGUUUCAGAAAGGCACCACGUUCAAAACCAUCUCUGGCCCCCCGUGUGUUGACGGCACCUAUUCGAACCUGAGCAGUUUGUACUUGAAGGGGAGCGACCUCUACUCGACCACUGGCGAAAACUGCACCGACCAACAAAAACCGGACACGACCAAAGCGGUUUUGAACGACAUUUGGAUGAGUAGCGUGGUGACUAACGGCAACGACGCUGUCGUGACGGAGAAGAACGUUAAUAAACGCGUGAAAAACGAGAUUUACGUGGUGAACUCUGAGUUUGGGGAGUUUAAGAGUAACAGGCGGUACGACCCGGUGUACCAGUCGACCAGGAGGGGCGACGGCUAUGGAGCGGUUGACGAGCAAAUCAAUAAUUAUGAUGUUUACCAUAACACCACCACCAGCACCUCUCAAACACAGUUAGUGUACACACCGAACGACCUGUACAGGGCAGGGUCGAACAACGACCCGUACCGCCCGUUGUACCAAGAGAUCGCGGACAAUUUGUACAGUCAGGUACCGGACGAGACCUUAAGGCCCCACAGGCCCGCGCCCCACAUGCCCCCCGCCCCCUCGGGUCAACCGUUGAGCAUGCAACAAGUACAAAGGAAAAUACAACUGGGACAAUUGAGCGCGGACGCGGAACGCCUGAUGACGCCCGAGUACCGGAACAACAAGAUCGCGCGAGUGAGGGAGUGCGUGCCUGAGACGGGGCGCGAGGAGGCCCUGGAGGCGUUGCAACGGUGCGGAUGGGACGUCGCGCUCGCCGUAAAAACGAUCAAAGUGAACGCGUUACUUAAGUUAGAUGUGGCCGAUUAUGAAGCAUGCGAGGCCGCCCUACAAAGGACCAAUUGGAACGUGGAACUGGCCGCGUCCGCCAUUUUGGACACUUAGUUCAUUUUUUUCUCUCUUUAAAUUAUGAUUAAAGGAUUAGUUAGUGCCAAAGAUGGUAUAUGUAUGUAUGUAUGUUAUGGCGAACAAAUCCUCAAAUAGCACACACCAGUGACCUUA